AUGCGGCGCCAAGAGGAGGGCAAAGGGGGCGGCCCCCACUACCAGACGGUGACGGCGGUGCCCGCGAGGGUGCUGGAGACGGCCGCCAAUGGCACUGGCACCGGCACUCCCCCCGCCGCUGCCAACGCCACGGCCGGCUCAACCCCGCCCUCCUCGACCAACACCACGCCGAAGACGCCAAAGAAAGCCCUGGCCACGUGGGGGAGGCGCGUCGGGAAGAAGCUCGAGCAGCUGACGCGGACGCCCAGCAAGGAGAAGGUCAGCUCCAACAUGUUCUCCAGAAGCAGCUCCACCAGGUCGGCGGGGACCGGCGCGUCGCCGCCGUCGUCGGGGGGCGCGUCGUGGGGCGGCAGCUCCGUGCCCGGGACGCCCUCCCCCGAGAGCCGCAGCGUGGAGGCGCGCCAGCUGUACCGCUCGUGCUCGGCGUCGCAGCUGGGCACGUACCUGGCGGGCGACGACCCGACGGCGGGCCUGGACCUGGGCGCGUCGCCGCCCUCCGCCGCGCCCUACGUCCCGACCAAGACGGUGAGCUGCGAAAACAUCGCCUCCUUGGGCGGCGCCCGCGCGUCCUUCCCCCACGCCUUCCUGCGCUCGCGCCCGCAGGCCGCCGGCGCGCAGCAGGCGGAGGCCCAGGAGACGCACACGCCCAUCACCGAGACGCCCUCGCGGCCGCCCAGCAAGCGCCUCACGACCCUGCGCGACUCGGUGUGCGACGAGGACACGCGGGAGCUGAUUCGGCAGAAGCUGCGCGCCGUGUCGGAGGAGAACUGCGCCGCGAGCCCCGCCCACCGCAACCUGGGCGGCCUCAAGCUGCGGCUGCACCCGAUCCCGACGCCGCUGCAGCCCCGCUCGCGCUCCUUCUCGGCCACGGCCAUCAUCGAGGCGGACGCCGCCUACGCCGCCGCCGAGCGCCCGCCCACCCGCCAGGGCGCGCGCGUCCACCGCGCCGACAGGUUCCGCGCGCGCAGCGAGGGCCGGGCGGCGGCCGUGUACCUGAGCAGCAACGAGAGCGGCUACGAGUCUGACGGCGCCAGGCAGGAGUCCCCGAAGGCGAGGGCGAAGAAGGCGGAGAGCGACGCGGACUCGGGCGUGAGCACGGAGAGCCACUCGGAGACCAACUCGGACUCGGGCUCGCUCACGGGCGCCGACAGCGCCGGCCUCGACCACUACGCCAAGCUCGACGCCUGCGCCAAGCUGGACGACUACGCCAAGCCCGACAGGUACGCCAAGGCCGAGAACUACGCCAAGCUGGAGGAGUUCGCGCGCGAGCCCUUCUCGCACGCGAGCGCCGACUACGCCGACUGCAGCGUCACGCCCAAGUACAGCGACGACUACACCGACUACAGCAGAGUGCUGCGCCACAGCAGGCUGGAGCGGCAGAGCAGCGGGCCGACGCCGUCGCCGGGGUCCAAGUACAACCUGACGGACGAGGAGAAGCUGGUGCCGGGGCGGUCGCGCGGCCCGCGGCGCCUCUCCGACCCGCCCGACCUCAUGUGUCGCCGCCAGAGGUUCCUGGCGUCGCAGCUGGAGCGGCGGACGUCGCCGCUGAGCCCCCUGCGAGGCGCCCUCAGCGUGUUCCGCGAGGCCUCCGAGGACGGCGAGCGGUGCGCGUGGUGGGACGAGUCGAGCACGCCCCUGCGCGGGCACCUGCGGGCGGCGGCGCUGGCGCACCCCGUGCCCGAGUCCUACUCCACGGCGCCCCUGUCGCUGCCCGUGUCCCUGGCGCGCUCGCCCACGCCGCGCACCUUCCGCCUCAUGCGGCUCGUCAAGGACCACACGGGCGAGCUCGGCAUCUACAUCACCGCCCGCAGGAACGCCCGCGGAGCCACCACCGGAUACGUCAUCGCGCACAUCGAGAAGGGCGGCCUCACCGACAGAGACGGCCGCUUCCGCGUGGGCGACGAGAUCAUCAACGUGAACGGGCGGCGGCUGCGCGGCGUGACGCUGGACGAGGCGCGCCACAUCCUGCGCUCCACGCCCAAGGAGGUGGACAUCGUGAUCGCGCGCGACGUGGACGUGCACCUGCACCGCGAGUACAACGGGCAGUGCCACGCCCACGACGAGAAGCCCUCGGAGGCGGAGGCGGCGCGGCGGCUGAGCGAGGCGUGCGGCGAGCUGUACACGGCCGACCGCGCCUUCCGCCAGGAGCUGCUGGACGCCGACGACGUCCUGGGCGUGCGGCGGGAGCACUUCGUCCCCUACUCGGACCGGAGCCUGCCCCGGCGGCGGGGGUCGUACUCCGACUACGACGACUAUGGCGACUACAGCACCCUGGCGCCGCUCGAGGCGUACCUCCCCGGCUACGACCCCUCCCGCGCCACCGUGUCCGUGUCCGGCCCGGUGUCCGUGACGGUGCCCCUGACGGACUGCCCGACGUCCCUGCCCGCGACGCUGCCCCCCGCCGCCGCGGAGCAGUCCCCCGCCACGACCUUCGCCUCCUCCGUCCCCGCCGCGUGCAUGGGCGCUCGCGACGACUACUACGACGUGCACGCGUCCCGGAAGAGCAACCUCCCGCGCUACGUGAACGGCGAGGCGCGGUACUGCUCCUCGCAGGACGUCCGCGACGCGGUGGACGUGCGCUACUCGUCCGCCAGCGACGUCAGACUCUGCGCCGACAAGACCUUCAGCGCCGACAUCUACAAGUCCAAGCUGAUCCACGUCGAGCCCGAGGACCCGCAGGCCGAGACCCGCCAGGCCAGCAUGAUCCCCAGGCUGUCGACGCCCCACAGGACGCUGGCGGAGAGCCGAUCCAGCCCCGCCACGCCCUCCAGGAAGUCCCCCUUCGGCAGCAGGAAGUACCCCCCCGUCACGCAGCGCUUCGCCAGUCCCCAGGGCUACUCCAAGCUGCCGUCGCCCUCCAAGUCGGAGCCGCGGGGCCUGAGCUCGACCCUCCCGCGGCGCCCCAAGAGCCUGUCCAUGUCGGUGCAGACGGUGGUGUUCGAGAAGGGGCGCGGCCGCAAGUCCCUCGGCUUCUCCAUCGUCGGGGGGCGCGACUCCCCCAAGGGCAGCAUGGGCAUCUUCGUCAAGACCAUCUUCCCGAACGGCCAGGCGGCGGAGGAGAACAAGCUGAAGAACGGCGACGAGAUCCUGGCCGUGAAUGGCGAGUCGCUGUCGGGUCUGAGUCACGCCGAGGCCAUCGCCGUCUUCAAGUCCAUCCGGGCCGGCAAGGUCAUCAUGCACGUCGGCGGAGGACGUCGAGCAGCGGCAGAGCUUCCAAGUCGAAGUCCUGCGACGAACUGGACAAGAUGGAGUGAAGGGCCAAGGAGAGGGGACGUCCUCCUCCUCAGCGACGUCGGGCAUCGGGUCGGCUCGCGUCGGGCGGGUCGGGCGAAGGCGUGACCCGACUCGCGCUUCGACUCCCCCACCCCCAACCCCCACCACACUACCCCACCACACACGACCUCACCACACCACCCCCCUCCACCACGCGCAAAAAAGUGGACAUUUGAGGCCAGAAAAACGCGGAGGAAGCGAGCGGCCGGAGGAGAGAACGUUGUGCAGAUUCGCCUGCCGUAAACGUUAUUUCUGUCGCGAAAUGAAAAUGAAAAUGACAGGAAAAGGACGAGAGUGACUUCUUAAUUAAUAAUAAUAAUAAUAAUGAUGAUGAUGAUAAUAACGUCUCUGUAUGAACUUUUUAAAACUCCUUUCCCUGUGACUCGACUCGAGAUAGUCGGGUUCGCUGUGUACGGGUCUGAAGCAACGCCCUCUUGUGAAUCGCAUUUUUAAAAGAAGUUUAUUUUUUAACGGAACUGCUAAUGUGUAAUAUACGCGGUUAUAUUGUGCGAUGAUUCCCGGAAGGAGCUCGGGAAAGUGACUCUAUUUAUGCAGUGUACAUAAAUUUCUUUUUUAUAGCUUUAAAGGGAACUUCUUCUUUAUUUUCCGUUUGAAAUGAAAGUUUCGGAACGAGUUGAUGUGAGGAUUUAUGAUUUGUGUUUUAAUGUGCUCUUUUUUUUAAAUAUUUCAAGUGGAGAAAAAAAAGUGCAAGACAGACAGACAUAUGGAAAUCGACGCAUGACACGAGAAACUUUGAAAGGUCGAUUGUAGAAAUAGACGAAUGUGAAAGGUACAGGACAGCCGGUCUCCGUCGCCUCAGCGGACUAUUGCGGGGAAAAUCCUCUUGCAGUCUGUGAAAAAAAAAAAUACAGUGCAACAGAAAA
Messenger RNA from Penaeus vannamei (Pacific white shrimp), 4157 nucleotides. Lineage: Eukaryota; Metazoa; Arthropoda; Malacostraca; Decapoda; Penaeidae. The record is from RefSeq and is a predicted model, not a curated record.